This is a messenger RNA of Doryrhamphus excisus (bluestripe pipefish), 2710 nucleotides long. It is a transcript of the gene fem1a, whose product is annotated as fem-1 homolog a. The record is from RefSeq and is a predicted model, not a curated record. Gene Ontology annotation, molecular function: protein binding. NCBI's taxonomy places the organism in Eukaryota, Metazoa, Chordata, Actinopteri, Syngnathiformes, Syngnathidae.
CAAAGCUAAAGAGUACAACUCCAUCCCCCAUAAUGCCUUGUAUCUAUCGUAAACACAGACCUGUCAUGCAACACAAACGCCAUCUUGACAGCACCCUCAAAAUGGAAGAAAGAUGAGCGCUAGAACACAAACCCGAACUAAGGUCGCUUGUCCGAGCUUGUUAAAGCCACCUUUACCUGUUAGGUGGUAAACAAGUUGUUAUGGGGUUGAUGUCAAGUGAGGCAAAACGGAGCCUUUAACAAUGGAUAUAACGACGGCGGUGUUCAAUGCGGCCAGAGAUGGUAAGCUGAAACUUAUCCAGAAGUUGCUGAGCAACAAAACUCCCCAAGAGCUUGAAGCUUUAGCCGAGGAGAAAACACAGGGAGGCACCCCUCUCUUGGUUGCAUCGAGAUAUGGACAUUUAGAGGUUGUAGACUAUCUCCUUGUACACUGUAAGGCCAAUGUUGAACUCGGGGGCUCGGUGAACUUUGAUGGCGAGACUAUCGAAGGAGCCCCGCCGCUGUGGGCGGCUUCGGCAGCCGGCCACCUCCUAGUGGUUAAAACGCUUUUAAAACAUGGCGCCUCUGUGAACAAUGCAACACUAACUAACUCCACUCCGCUCCGGGCUGCCUGCUUCGAUGGUCACUUGGAAAUCGUCCGCUACCUGGUGGAGCAUAGAGCUGACAUGGAGGUGGCCAACAGGCACGGCCACACCUGCCUUAUGAUUUCUUGCUACAAGGGCCACAAGGAGAUAGCUAAGUUCCUACUGGACCGUGGGGCUGAUGUCAACCGCAAGAGUGUCAAAGGGAACACCGCCCUCCAUGACUGUGCAGAGUCUGGGAGCCUGGACAUCAUGAAGAUGUUGCUCAAGUGCAACGCCCGCAUGGAGAGAGAUGGUUAUGGAAUGACACCACUCCUAGCUGCAAGUGUUACAGGACACACCAACAUUGUGGAGUAUCUCGCCCACCAGCCCCGUACUUCCAGAGAAGAGCGAAUCGAUGCCCUUGAACUCCUUGGGGCCACCUUUGUAGACAAGAAGAGGGAUCUGUUGGGAGCGAUGAAGUACUGGAGACGUGCUAUGGAGUUGAGGCAGCCAGGGGAUAAAGCUGGCUGCUUGACCAAGCCCCCACCUGGGCCCCCCAUUCCUGCCUAUGGCUGUGCACAGGAGGUGAACAGUGCAGAGGAACUGGAGGCUCUGAUCACAGACCCUGAUGAGAUGAGGAUGCAGGCCUUGUUGGUUCGUGAGCGCAUCCUGGGUCCAUCUCACCCAGACACCUCGUAUUACAUCCGCUACAGAGGAGCUGUGUACGCUGACUCUGGGAAUUUUGAAAGAUGCAUCAGCCUGUGGAAAUACGCUUUAGAUAUGCAGCAGAGCAACCUGGACCCACUCAGCCCCAUGACCGCCUCAAGUUUCCUGUCCUUUGCAGAGCUCUUCUCCUUUGUCCUACAAGACCGUGCAAAAGGCACCCUGUCCACACGCAUCACCUUCCACGAUUUGAUGACAGUGUUGGGUAAAAGCGUGCGAGAGGUAGAGCGAGCUGUGGCGCAGAGGGACAACCCACCGGAGGCUCCUCAGUUCACCAAGGCACUCGCCAUCAUCCUCCACCUCAUCUUUCUACUGGAGAAGCUGGAGUGCAACCCCGAGCAGGAGCACCAAAAGAAACACACGGUCUACCGCCUAUUGAAGCUGAAUCCUCGCGGCCGUUCCGGCUUCUCGCCGCUUCACAUGGCUGUGGAUAAGGAGACCACGUCCGUGGGACGCUACCCCGUCGGCCGCUUCCCCUCUCAGGUGGUGGCAUCAGUGCUCCUGGAGUGCGGCGCUGAUGUCGACUCAAGGGACUGUGAGAACAACACUCCACUGCACAUCGCUGCCUGCAAUGGCUGCCCAGAGAUCAUGGCGCUUCUCAUGAAAGCCGGGGCUCACUUUGACGCCACCAAUGCACAGAGGAAGACGGCCUAUGAGCUGUUAGAUGAGCACAAUAUUGGACACCCGGCUCUCUUCCCUCUCAACUACAUCACUCUUCAGUGCCUGGCAGCUCGUGCAGUCGAAAAGAACAGGCUUCCUUACAGGGGACUCGUCUCUGAGGAGAUGGAAGCUUUCAUUGAGCUGCACUGACCUCCAUCACUGACCCCUGACUAUAUUACUCUUUCUCUUGACCUCGUACGUCGCUUUGUCUUUUAAGCUCUGCUUGCUUCACUCGUGGAACCAUGACAGUGGUACCUCGGUUUUCGUUAUUUCGUUCCAAAAGGUCCAGCAAAAAAAAUGUCAUUUUUUCCUUAGGAAAUAAUGUAAAUCUUUUACACAUACCAAAAUAUUAACCAUAAAAAAGAAUAAUUAAAAUUCUGCAUUCAGAAAACUAUUAAAAUUUAAAUUAUGAUGAAUGUAGUGGAUAAAUGAACAUUUAACAUCAAGGAUUGUAGCUGGUGAAGGAGAUGGGAGAGAAUGGAUGGAAUGCACACCAACAACCGCUUCUCGACAUCUUUGUUCGUUGGUGAUAUCAGUUUCAAUUACACCUUGCGCACUUUCACAAUAUCAGCUUCCUUGAAUAUUUUUUUGCCAGGAUGUCCAACGGAUUUGUGUAACAACUCAUUUUAUUCUUCCAAAUGAGUGUGCCUUACUGGAUAUCUUAGUAUUGUGUAAUUACUGCGAAAUUUGAUGUUGGGUCUGUGAUCCAAGGUGGUUUAAAUAAGCAAGCAAUCUUUAUUAAAACCACAAGAUUGAACAUACCAA